GACUUCGCGACUUGCCGUACACAGGCUAUAAACAGGCUGUUUAUGGAGUCGUCGCUUUCCCCUCAACUGCGUCUUUUUAAUGGGACUUCCUUUAUCUACUCACAAAAGCACCUUGAUACUUGACAGCACACGACAUACUUGAUAAACACCGAUGGCCUCAGUUGGGUGACACGUUGAGUUUUCGCGAAACCACCAGGCAAAAACAAACUCGCAAAGUGCCGCGGUGCAUUGUGGGACUUACAGUCUGUGCCACAUAUCCGUUUAGAGACGAGCAACUUUGUACAGUCUGUCUGGAGCCGGGAGCGAGUCCAGCAGCGACAAAUGCAGCCUUCUCUUUCAGGAUGUUUACCCGGGACUCUGCUUCAACGUCUGGGUGUCGUUAGGUGGAGCUAAACCGCAGGACUGUGGAUAUAAUUCACGUUUGGGAAAAACUUUGGCGGCUCCAUAGCGAGUUAAGCUAACCGCGGCGAAGAUUAGCUCACUAAGCUAACAUUCAGUGAGAGGAGGAGAGGACAGUCCUUGAAUACUACCUCCAGCUCUUUAACAGUCUAUAUGUGACACCUGUAUUGCUUGUGAGAGCUACUAUAGAGUACUGCAACAUGGACCACAAUAAGCAUAAUCUGUUCUGGGGGUUGAGAUCUGUGCUGCUACCAGCUGUGGGCUUCCAUUGAGCCUCCCCUUGAUCAAACACUGACUAUGAGGUUGCCGGGAUAUUUCUCAGAGGAGGCGUGUUAAGCUGUGAUCAUCCUUCUCAUCUGCAAAUAAUGUCCGACUUUGAAAGUUCCGGUUCAUAUUUGGGUUUGGAGGAUCCGCAGUGGCUGUGCAUGGUCACACUUUUCUUCGCAUCUCUGGUCACUCUGCUGCUGUAUUUCCUGCAGUAUUUCCAACAGAAGGGUGUCGGGGAUGAGAGGACAGCAGCCGAGGACAAUGCGGCGAAGGAGGAAGCCGCGGCUCUGCUGGGAUGGGCGCUGUCACUGGGAAGCUGGAAAAGCCAGUGGAGAAGGGCUUGGUGCAGGGCUUUGAAUGAGCAAUCGAGGAAGAGUGGGAGUCCGGUUCUUUUGACAUUUGACGAGGAUGAUCUUGAAGCAUCCGAGCUCAUGGUCAGCCAAGUGUCCAGCUUUCAGAAGUCUGCCAGGAACAAGGCCGCCCGCUGCAGUGUGGUCGGGGAGAAGCUUCAGUUCUCUCUCGGUGUAUCAUCGACAGCCACGGCUACAGCAGAACCUUGUAAAUACACCGCCUGUAUAGCUCCGCUGGAGCUGCAGCUUGACCUGCAAAUGCAAGAAGCUGAUGAUGAGGUCAAGGUGAGCUGGGGAGUGUCUCACCUGGAGACAGGGGAGCUGCAGGUGACACCCACUUUCACCCAGAACAAUGCCAACACCUCCAGUGUAGCAGCCAUAAGGGAGCAGUUGAGGCAGCUGUUGUGUGCGACGCGUCCCUCUGUGUUGCUGAGCUGCAGGCCUGCUCAGGCAUCAGAGGUCAAGGGAGCGCGCAAUCAAGUGGUUUCACCCCCAAAACCCCCCCGAGCCCACGACUGGAAGCUGCUGGUGAAGAACAUACGGGUGACACUGAAUCAGGAGGAGGAUGCUGCAGGCAGCAUGAAUCCUCUGUGUGUAAUGCAGUUAGACGAUCCUCCACAGAGACUUAACACCUCCGUUUUGAAGAACACAACCAAUCCUGCCUGGGACCAGCCGUUUAUCUUUGAAUUGAACGGAAGAUCAAAAGAGCUCAAUAUUCAGUUAAUGAAUGAUGGACAACCUCAAGAGAAUUCAUUACUCGGUCAGGUGUCGGUGCCUUUUGAUCUUGUGAAGAAGCAGCCCAAAGGACAGCACACAUUUGCACUCAUGACCAAAGACGUAGUGACUGGAUCACUAACUACUGAUUUUACCUACCUGGAGCCCAGUGAGGUGAGGUCCUGGCACCCUCCCACCCCAGCCUCCAACAGGAGGGUGGAGAUGGACCGUACAGUCAUGCCCUGUGGCACGGUGGUCACCACCAUCACCGCGGUGAAGAGCAAGCCGGGUCGACCCCCCCCUCUUGGACUCAACAUAGAUCCUACCCAGAAAGCUGUGGCCAUCAAGUCCAAGCUGUCGGAGCGGCGCGUAUCGGAGCAGGCGUCCAUGAUGGGGGCUACAGUCAGCAAGGCCUUGUCCUCCUCUGACACCGAGCUGCUGAUGCUCAACGGCACCGACCCGGUGGCCGAGGCCGCCAUCAGACAGCUCCACCAGUCCGCCAAGCAGAAGCUCAAGUCCCCGGUGAAGAAGAGUACAAUCAUCAUCUCUGGGAUCGCCAAAACGCCCAUGUCUCAGGAUGACGAGCUAGCUCUGAUGGCGGGCUACGCCGCAGCGAUGGACGCCUCCAUGUCCGAGGCCAGCUCCACUCAGGAUGUGACCGCAGCGAUCGCCACAGGGAGCAGUAGCCCUCCAGACAUGUCUGAGCCCCAGGAGGGCCCCGUCGGAAUAGGCCGGCCUCCGGAGGACUGGGAGAGCCAGACCGGAGAGGAACUGGACAACAGCUCGCUAUCCAUGUGUGUGUCCGAGGCAAGCUGCAAGAAAAGAAGAGGCAGCUUCCUCCAGAAGAGUGCCAAGCUAUUCUUCCGGCGGCGUCACCAGCGCAAGGACCCGGGGAUGAGCCAGUCACACAACGACCUGGUGUACCUGGAGUCUCCGGCUGCAGUGGAGCAGGCCAGCCGAACAGCCACGCUCAGCCGCAUGCUGCACCGCAGGAGUAAGAAUAAGAACAAGGCCAACGGCUCUACCUCCAUGGGGGAGCCACGUGCGUGACCCCCUCAGCCCCUCCUACGAACAACUACUACCAUCACCACCUCCACCUCAACCUUGCACUGGCAAACUUCCUGGCUGACUUACUCCCCCUAACGCCCAGCCUGCAGCCUGCAGCCGGCUCCUGCAUUGUUAAUGGGAAAGCUGUGCAGAUGGGAAAUAAUAUCCUCUUUAAGCCGUUUCCUGCUUCCUUUUAAGAGGCAGAUAUUCCAGCAAAAGCAGGCGUGUGCAUGUGUGAAUGAAGGUCCUCCUGUCUCGGAGUAACGGCAUUUCAGAGGAUAUUGUUUUGCAUGGUUAUUUUAUCUCAUUUUAUGCAACAUUUUUUUUAAAUCUUUUAAGCGCUUAUGUGGCCUUUUUUACGGACAGAAGGGACCGAUGUGGGCUGUCACUCUUUACUUCACCGACACUGAGGGCGAAGAGUAAACUCUCCCUGCUGUAAUCCAUACGUUUCCUACGGUGGACCAACAGGACCAAAGAUGAACAGAAGAGUGGUGUUUGUAUGAUUUGCACAACUUUAGUAUCUUUAUUUAAAGUGCAAUGACAGGAGCUGCUCUUGCAACACAUUCACAAAGGGAGAUGAACUUUUCACUGACGUCAGUGGGAGAUAGUAACGCGAUUACUUUUCGACACUAAUAAUAUGAAAAUGUGGUAUUUAUAUUGGCUCAUUUAAAAAUCCUUGUAAGGUUAAUUCCAGGUGGAACAAGGUCAGAACAACAGCCAGAUGUAAUGUGCGCAUGAAAGCUGUAAAACAAAGCUAUCCGCAAAAAAAAAAAAAAAAAAAAAAAGUCAGCCUUGUGUUUAACAAAGACAUCAGAACCAGUCGUGUAUGAUUGGAAUACCGGCUACAGAACAGGUAACAGGUUUACAUGGAACUUUAGCUACAGGAGAGCGUUUUCAAGUGAUAUGCAACUUUUCUUCUUUGUCUUCCUAAAAGAGUCCACCUGUACACUACUGUCAUCAGCAGGGUUGUUAAUGUGUCAAAAGGGAACCAGAAAGAACCUUUUAUCCAGGGACUGUGACGUUACACUCGGCCAUACUCGCAGCAUAACGUACUAAUGAAAAAUCCAUCCGAAAUGAAAUCCUCCAUUCUUUUAUCGGAUGUUUUAUUGUUUUUUUAAAAGAUGUAGCUUUGAACACAUGAACACGAGAACGUGUGAACGAACACCUUUGGGAGCUACCAAAUAGUUUGGCUGCUUCUAAUUUUUUUUUUUAUCCAGCUAAUGAUUGUACUUUUUUGCGAGCAGCUUGUUGAAGACAUUUUCUGUACAUCAUGUUAACUACUGUCUCUUCAAUGGUCUGCUCAGAGAAUGGCUGCGGCAGUGACGGACAGAACUAACAGAUUGCCUUACAGUUAGUCUAAGGAUGACGUUGCAGGGAAGGGACUUGUCCUCUUGGUUCCUGAGGCCGUCUCCGCCGUCACAACUGAACUGUUGGAGAGUCGAGGUUACCACCAUGUUCCUGAACCAUCAUCUAGAAGCCUAUGCACAUAACACGUUAACUGAGCGUUUGCAUUAUUAGACUAUCUGAGAAUUAAAAAAACAACUCAAUUUGCUGUUCGUGACACUGUCCUGCAGAUGCAGUGUGGGUUGUCUUUUGUGUCCAGUAAAUUAAAAUACAUGACAGAGCUAUGAUCCCUCUCUUUCACCAUCAUGGGUUCUGUUUUAAAACAUAUAAAAGCGCAGAUUCGGGCUAAGGAAAAUUCUGUUAUUUUUUUCCUUUUCUUUAUUUAAACUCUGAGGAAGAAAGGAGGGGGGUCAAGUUCCUCAUGCCCAGCUACAGAGCUUAUUGCAGCCUGCAAGCAUUGGCUACUGUCAUGCAUCCAGUAAGCAGUAGGGCUGCAUGUGAUUAAUAAACAACUUCCUGAUGUUUUUUUUGUUUGUUUUUAUCGGCAUCUGCUCUGUGCACACAAGCCGACUGACAUAGCGGUUUUUGCAGAGCGUCCGUCAUUUCCCUGCAGGGAUUGUAACUAAUACACAUAUCGAGUUAUUUCAUUUUCAGCAAUAAAUAUUGAUUGAAUAACCGAGAAUGUGGUGCCACUUUGAAUGUCCAGGCUGUAGGGGAUCCUCCCCAAUGUUUAGCACAUGAUGCGUGUUUCAGUGAAAAGGAAUCUCCCUGUUAUUAUGUCAUUUUAAUCUGGAAAGUCCUCAGAGGUAUAUUUUCACAU
Messenger RNA from Anoplopoma fimbria (sablefish), 4941 nucleotides. Its product is annotated as C2 domain-containing protein 2. The record is from RefSeq and is a predicted model, not a curated record. The transcript is spliced from 13 exons. The coding region runs from base 765 to 2780 and encodes 671 amino acids. NCBI's taxonomy places the organism in Eukaryota, Metazoa, Chordata, Actinopteri, Perciformes, Anoplopomatidae.